Molecule: messenger RNA, 966 nt
Organism: Lachancea nothofagi CBS 11611
Lineage: Eukaryota; Fungi; Ascomycota; Saccharomycetes; Saccharomycetales; Saccharomycetaceae
Source: the annotation of a GenBank genome assembly
AUGUCAGACACAUUCGAAAAAGAUGCAUCCGAUUUCGACACCAUGCUCACUGAAAAGACCAGCUCGCAUACAUUGCUCGACAAUUUCAAGUCGUUGGCUGCGGGAGGCGUGGGAGGAGUUUGCGCGGUGCUCACAGGCCACCCUUUCGAUCUGCUGAAAGUCCGGUGUCAGUCGAGCCAGGCGUCUGGCACUCUCGAUGCGAUCCGCCGCAUCUUGCAGGAGGCUAAGACCAGACCAGGAAUGCUGCCCUUAAACCAGUUACGCGGUUUUUACAGAGGCGUGAUUCCACCUCUAGUUGGCGUAACGCCCAUUUUUGCAGUGUCAUUUUGGGGCUACGACGUUGGGAAACGGCUUGUCAGCUGGGGUUCAAGCCCCGUUACCGAUAUCGCCGGUUCAAGCUCUAAGUUGACGCCAUUAACCACGAAUCAAUUGGCCCUUGCAGGCUUCAUAUCUGCCAUUCCGACCACUUUGAUCAUGGCCCCUACUGAACGGGUCAAAGUCGUCAUGCAAACUUCAGAGCGAAGCUCGUUUGUAAGUGCAGCUAAAAAGAUAAUUGCUGAAGGCGGAGUCCAGUCGUUGUUCAGGGGCUCUUUGGCAACUUUGGCUCGUGAUGGGCCCGGGAGCGCUCUCUAUUUCGCAUCUUAUGAGUUUUCGAAAGAAUAUUUGUCCAGAAAUAGCCAAGACGCUGAUAAGCUCAGCGUUGUAAAUGUUUGUAUUGCAGGCGGAAUUGCAGGCAUGAGCAUGUGGAUCGGAGUUUUCCCCAUUGAUACCAUCAAGACGAAACUGCAAUCGAGCUCAUCGGCUCGAAACAUGUCCGAAGCAGCUCGGGAAAUCUACGGUCGUGCCGGAGUCAAAGGUUUUUUCCCUGGUUUGGGACCCGCUCUGAUGAGAAGUUUUCCAGCUAAUGCGGCAACUUUUCUCGGCGUAGAACUCACGCAUCAACUGUUCAAGAAAUACAAUAUUUAA